UUGAUAAUAAUGGUGGUUUUCACGUGCAAUCACUGUGGCGAGAGUCUCCAAAAACCACGUGUUGAGAAACACUACAGUUUUCAGUGCCGGAGGCCGAAGUCACUGACUUGUGUUGAUUGUUUUAAGGAUUUUAAGAAUGAAGAAUAUGCAGUUCACACUAAAUGUAUCACAGAGGAGGAAAGGUACGCAGCUAAGGGCUCAAUUCCUGGUGGGAUUGUUAAAAAAGGGGAAGUGAAACAGGAAUCGUGGACCGACAUGAUCAAGUCCAUUGUGGACACGGAAACUAGUAUGAAACCGUCUCUGAGAAAUUUAUUUAAGACAAUUUCAAACUACACGAAUGUUCCAAGGAAAAAAGUCAAGUUUAUUAAUUUUUUGAAAAGCUCCACCGGAGGUAGAGUCAAUUUUGACGACAUUGAAGCUGCCUGGGGCUUGAUUGAGAAACACAAAAACGAACAAAGUAAAAAUAACCAACAAGAGAAUGGAACUAAACAUAAAUUGAACGGCGAUUGUGGCGAAGCGCCCGUUAACAAGAAGAUAAAGACAGGGGAAGAAGUCGAAGAUAAUAAAACUAGUGAGGAUGAUGUAUUUAGUUUCAAGGGAACAAUUUUAAGAAUUCUGAGUGUAAAAGGCAGUAUUUCGUGUAAGAAGUUGCAAAAGAAGGUUCUCAACGCAUAUGUGAAGGAAACAGGGUGCGAACACACCGAAAAGACAGUCAAGAAGUACAACAAAAAAUUGAAGAAAUUACCGAAUGUUGUGAUAAAUGACGAUGUUGUCUCACUGGUGACGAAUGAGCAAUAAACAAUUCCAAAUCA
Molecule: messenger RNA, 812 nt
Organism: Tribolium castaneum (red flour beetle)
Lineage: Eukaryota; Metazoa; Arthropoda; Insecta; Coleoptera; Tenebrionidae
Exons: 3
Coding region: 10-798 (262 amino acids)
Biological process (GO): rRNA processing; negative regulation of transcription by RNA polymerase II
Cellular component (GO): nucleolus
Molecular function (GO): DNA binding
Source: RefSeq, a predicted model, not a curated record